AUGGUGGCGUUGCAGACGUUAAGCAAGAAUCUGAGCGAAGAGGCGCUCCGAUUGGGGGUGGAGGAUGUGCUGGUCUUCCUGGGCCUCGAGAUGUUGGGGACCCUGGCCAUCAUCGGGAACUUGUGUCUCAUCCUGGUGCUGCUCAAAAAUAAAUACCUCCAAAGAGCCAGGUGAGUUCACCAAUAAUAAAUAAAUUCAAGAUAGGUUGGAGUGAUUAUGAAAUCUGUCGAAAUGGACUGUCUUUUCAGCUUCAUCCUGAUGCUGAGCUUGGCCAUUGCAGACGUCGUGCACGGGUUUGUAACGACCUGCUUUUUCUACCCUCCUAUCAUCCUCAAAUACAAUUACGUUCCAGAUGUCGGGGUGCGGGCCUUCAACGUCUUCGAUUGGACGGCAUGGAGUAUCUCGUUAACGUAUGUCCUCCACACUUAUUCAUUAGCCAAUUGCAGACACAUGUCAGGUAUUUGUUUGGAUCGUCUGAUCGCCAUAAUGUUGUACGGAAGAUAUAAUCUGAUUGUCACUGUGAAACGGGUCCGUUGUUUUACCAUUUUCUGUUGGACCACCUUCACCUCCAUCAACGUGUUGUAUAUUCUGAUGCGGGUCUGCUGUCUGAUCACUCCUUUGCGCAAUAAUCACUUUUAUACGUUUGGUUACGGAGAGUUCGAGGAUGAAAGUAGGUUGAAAAUAAACGUUGAGGAUUCCUUUAAUGGCUAAAUAUUUAUAAAAAGACUCGGGGGACAAGGUGUUUUUAAUGGAUGGACUUUAAAAGAUCCAAUUAAGGCCAAUAUUUAGAUGCCAAACAAGCGAGUAUUUUUGGUCCGACGAACCUUUUUACGUUCACCUACUCCCCCCUUGAGUUGACCACAAUCGCCAUCUUGUCGAUCAGUAAUCCCAUAACUCUGGUCCAGCUAUAUCGUCGGCACAAAAGGAAGGUUGCCCUGAGAAUGUAAGUUGUUCUCGCCGGGUCUAUGGGAAUGAAUCUACUGUUUCCAUUUUUUAAGACAACAUCCCCCUCGGCCCACCCAACAACAAUCGGUCUCGGUUAAAGCGCGCACUCAAUGGCAGAGGUAUUCCGGCGGUUUUUUGUGUUUUUGGUUGAGUAGUUGGCCUGGACUAGCUGGUGGUUUUCCAUUUUCGGGUUGCUCUUGUUUUUGUCACCACAUUCCCGUUUUUUUAUUUUGGGCAUUGAAUCAAGACAAAUUAGCACUGUUAAUUUGCAUCAAAGUUCGUUUACUUAAAAAAAAUUAAUUGACUCAUUCCAAGCUUAAAUCAGCAGCCAUUCCAGCCACGCCAAUCCCCCGAUCCUCCAUAAUUCUCGUAUUUUUAGCUUUCGUGGGCUUAAAGCGGCUACCGUACAUCGCGAAGGGUUUGCGCUUUUCAAAUUGACAGUUUUUGAGUGGUCUUGCGCACUUGCGGUUCUUGUUUUGGAUUGCUGUUAUAACAUUAGCAUGCUGUUUUGCACCUCACCUUGUUUUUUGAUUGGUUUCCCGCUUUCUUUUGUUGUUUAUCCCAGCCGAGUGAUAGAAUGCUUGAUUGUCAUUUUUUUGAUCGGUUCAAACAAAUGCCGGAGAUGCAUCAGGAUGAUGGAUUUCCAAUCAUCCGAUGACGUCUCUAAGGCAAACCUAGUGAGCUUGUUUCAUUUAAUUUGGUUUUAGGGCAUCUACAAUGUUAUUGGAGAUGUCGAUGAGAAUGGGUUCGAAGCAUCUAAACAAUGACGUCAGGGAGCUGGCCUCUCGGAGGGCAAGCCGACAGCAGCAACGGAUUCUACUCCAGGUAUUGUAACCGAUUUUUUUAGCUUACUGUCAAAACAGUCUGGAGAUGACAUGAAAAAUGAUUUUGUUGUAGAUAUCGGUGGUGGCUGUCAUCUUCUACCUGUACAUGUCAACAUAUUACAUGGUAUAUCACGUAUUCGAGAUUACCAACAAAUGGGUGGUGUUGUUCAAUUCCUUCUUCUACUCGACCACUCACAUGAUCAAUCCAGUCAUCUACUUUUCGUUGAACAAAGAGAUGAGGAACCAGCUGGCGAAUGUGGUCAAUGAGAUCUUAACCAAAGUGUGCCGAGUCAAGCCCAACGAUGAUGAUGCCAUACGAAAAAAUUCAUCGGGGCAAAGGUAAUUCGCCGGAGUAGUGUGGAGAAGCGUUGCUUAUUGUGAUUAUGUGGUCGUGCGUUGUGGUUUCCAUGGUAAUUGCAAAUACCAUUCUAUUUACAAUUUUGUAUAGGUCAUCGAAUACGAAAGGCGGAGAGAAUUCGGUGACGGAGACCUCUCCACUGUGUGCCUCGAGUCAUAACAACACCGGGUCAUGUGCCCCCAUGUCGAUGGUCGAGCGGUUGAAACGUCAAGAAAUAAAUAAACAGAUCCAACAUAACAAUUCCGUCGCCUCGACCACUUCUCACACAAACGGAUUUGUAAAAGCGACCAGAAAAGAGUCGGGGACACCCGUAGAAGAAAGGAAAAUAUCUCUGGAGGAAGCUCAGCCAUUGAUUUCGUCGAAAGAACCACGAAGAUCGCUUCUAGAAAGUAUUCUACAAGCUAUGAAACGGAUGGCCGCUUUGGAAAGGAUGACAAAUAGAACCGAGAAUGGGCCAAUUACAUUAGCCAUGCCGUCUCAGAGCCGUUCCAUGGAUGUGAUCGGCGAUUUUCAUGAGACAAAGUAAACAUUCACUGUUUACACAUAAAAUACAACACAUUUUGGCUUUAACAGAAAGGUAAUUACACUUUGUUUUUAGGUUCGUGAUGAAAUCAUCGACGGUGCACGGGCUUUCAGACAUCGAGAAUUACAGUCAAAUUGAAACUACCAUCAAGGAGAGUCUGGUCACCCUCCUUGAUCAGAAUACAGUCAUCAAUAGCCACCAAAACGGGGAUUCCGACCACGUUGAGGACGAUAUUAUCUUUCUCUGA
Molecule: messenger RNA, 2897 nt
Organism: Bursaphelenchus xylophilus (pine wood nematode)
Lineage: Eukaryota; Metazoa; Nematoda; Chromadorea; Rhabditida; Aphelenchoididae
Source: the annotation of a GenBank genome assembly